UUUAUGCUUUUGUCAAUGAUUUACAAUAUUCGGCUGUGCUUUGGAGUCCAGAGAUUUCGAUAUACUUCCUCUCAACCCUGGUACCACAGGGUCUUCAAGUGAAAAAACAGACUUUUCAUCUAUUUUUAUAUUAAACAUUUACAUUCCUAGAAGAAAUGUGGUGCAGCUUGAGUAAGGUUUCUCUUCUGAUUUGCUUGCUAGUCUAUGUAAUAACGUUUCAGGAUACAGUUACAGCGCACAGUGAGUUAACAGGAUUGUCUUCCCAGAGAAGAACCAGAAGUGCUAAUACUCCAGCUCCAGUUGAUUGUCGACUGAGUCAGUGGUCAGAAUGGACUGAUUGCUUCCCUUGCCAAGAAAAAAAAUACAGGUACAGAACUUUGCUACAGCCUGCUAAGUUUAAAGGGAACAGAUGUGCUGGACAUCUCUUGGAUGAACAAGCAUGCCGAACCACCAGAACAUGUGAAGUAGGAGGAAACUGUGGAAAAGACUUCCAGUGUGAGGAGACAGGCCGCUGUAUUAAACGCCACCUUGUGUGCAAUGGAGACAGAGACUGUAGGGAUGGGUCUGAUGAGAACAACUGUGAGGAUGCCGAUAUUGAAAUCCUCUGUGAAAAUAUGCACCCAAUUCCUGGAGCUGAAAGAGCAGCGCAAGGAUACAAUAUUCUUACACAAGAUGAAAGACAAUAUAUAUAUGAUCCUAAUUUUUAUGGAGGCCAGUGCGAGUAUGUUUACAAUGGAGACUGGCGAGAACUGAAAUACGACUCCGCCUGUGAACACCUGUAUUAUGGGGAUGAUGAGAAAUAUUUUCGAAAACCCUACAAUUUCCACUUUUAUCAAUUUCUAGCUCAUGCUGAUUCUGGAUUCUCUUUUGAGUUUUAUGAUGAUUCAAAAGACUUGCUUGAGGCAUUAAAAAAGGAAAAAUCCAGGAAUUUUGGCAUUACUUUUGGAGUAACUCCUGAGGACUCACCUGUCAAAUUUGAGCUUGGUUACAGUUUAUCAAAGGGAAAGGGAUCUCUGAAGAAUUUCACACAGUAUAAUGAGAAGAAUCUGGAAUUCAUUAGAGGUGUAACCAAGGUACAGACUGCACGUUUCAAAAUGAGAAGGGAUAACAUAGUUCUGGAUGAAGACAUGUUUCAGGCCCUAAUGGAGCUUCCAGACAGAUACAAUUAUGGAAUGUAUGCCAAAUUUAUUAAUGACUACGGUACCCAUUUCAUGACGUCUGGGACUAUGGGAGGCGUCUUUGAAUAUAUCUUGGUUGUUAACAAAGAAGAAAUGAGGAGAACAGGUAUUGAAGCUGAACAAGUAAGUUCCUGUUUUGGUGUAUCACUAGGCCUCUCCAUCAGUAAGGUUGAUAUAACUGGAAAAGUAACACUUUCAUACAGUGAAUGUCAACAAAAAGGAGCUCUUCAAACUGGUCAUGAAACUAAAAAUGCUGUUGUGGAAGAUAUUAUUCCUCGGAUUAAAGGUGGAGAUACUGGUUCAGCCGAAAGCCUUUUAAGCAGCCAGAACGCCAAUAUGUAUCGGCGCUGGGGAAGGUCAUUAAAAUAUAAUCCUGCUGUUAUUGAUUUUGAGCUACAGCCAAUACAUGAAAUCCUACAUAGAAGCAAUCUGGGUAAUAUUGAAACAAAAAGGCAAAACCUGAAACGGGCUUUGGAUGAUUACCUAUUGGAGUUCAAUGCGUGCCGCUGUGGUCCAUGUCAGAACAAUGGUGAACCUGUGCUGAUAGGAGAUAUCUGUUUUUGUCAUUGCCCAGCAGGUUAUGAUGGCCCUGCAUGUGAACAGACUAGACGCAUAGGCAGUAAGACAAAUGGUAGAUGGAGCUGCUGGUCACCCUGGACUCCCUGCCAGUCUGGAACAAAGACACGUACAAGGCAAUGUAAUAACCCAGCUCCACAAAAUGGUGGGAUACGGUGUGCUGGAAGGAAUGUGGAGACAAAGGCAUGCUAAUAGCUGGCUAGGACUGGAAUAAGUAAUGAAACUGCUUAAUGCAAGUAGAUGGUUGAUAGUGUUUUGUAUAGGAGAUCUGAAUUGGGCUAUAAAUACCCUUGGCAUAACUCUGCUCGGUGGAAUUCCACCAGUGAUAAACAGUUUUGAACUACCGCAUUUACAUUCCUAGGAAGACGUAGCAGAUUCACACCCAAUAAAACCCAAUCACUGUUCAAUAAGCUUCACAGUCGAAAUUCGGUAUGCACCAAAAUACACACGGGCCAUUUUAAUGCAAUAACAUUCAUUUUACCCUCAACUUGGGAUGACACAGGAGGAGAAUCAGGACCCAUGGGUUUUACUGAAGAGCCAUGGGGUUAUGACAAGUCAUAAAGCAUACUUCUUAUAACUGUUUGCAUAGUAAGCUGCGCUAACCAAAGGUUUUU
Molecule: messenger RNA, 2368 nt
Organism: Alligator sinensis (Chinese alligator)
Lineage: Eukaryota; Metazoa; Chordata; Crocodylia; Alligatoridae
Gene: C8A
Product: complement C8 alpha chain
Exons: 11
Coding region: 156-1946 (596 amino acids)
Biological process (GO): immune response
Cellular component (GO): membrane attack complex
Molecular function (GO): protein binding
Source: RefSeq, a predicted model, not a curated record